UGAGUCAGGGAGGGUGGGGAAUCGGAAGACUGCUGUACCAGUCACAGUCAGUUUACAGUAUUCCAUUACCCUCUCUCUCUCUCUCUCUCUCCCUCUCUCUCUCUCUCCCUCUCUUUGCUCCCUCUGCGUCUCCCUGCUCUUUUCCCGUAUCGCUUUGCCGUCCCCUGGAAGGAAGAAUCCCCUCUAGGCUUUUGAUGAUUUAGGGUGGAAAGUACCUCCAGGCUCAAAGGAGAUUAUUUGGUCACAAUAAUUCAAGAUGGCAAGCAUGCUCCAGAAGGUUCAGGAGAUGGGCUCGCACGCCACGGACAUCUACAACUACCUCUUGUCAGGAAUUGAUCCCCGGCUGAAGGAAUAUCCGAUGAUGCAGACUCCUGUCCCCAUGUCCGCGAUACUGCUGUGCUACCUCUUCUUUGUGCUGCACCUUGGGCCGCGCACAAUGGCCCAUCGGAAGCCCUUCCAGCUGAAGGAAGCCAUGAUCGUCUACAACUUCUCGCUGGUGGCACUGUCGAUAGUCAUCGUCUACGAGUUCCUGAUGUCUGGUUGGGCCACAACGUAUACCUGGCGAUGCGACCCGGUCGAUACGUCCAGCAGUCCCCAAGCGCUUCGAAUGGUCCGAGUGGCCUGGCUGUUCUGGUUCUCCAAGAUCAUCGAGCUCAUCGACACGGUCUUCUUCGUGUUGAGGAAGAAGCACGGCCAGGUGACCUUCCUCCACAUCUUCCACCACUCCUUCAUGCCCUGGACCUGGUGGUGGGGAAUCGUCUACGCUCCCGGUGGGAUGGGAUCUUUCCACGCCAUGGUGAAUUCCACCGUCCACAUCAUCAUGUACUUCUACUACGGCCUCUCUGCUGCUGGGCCGCGCUUCCAGAAGUUCUUGUGGUGGAAGAAAUACAUGACUGCCAUCCAGCUGACCCAGUUCGUCCUGGUGUCCCUGCACGCUACCCAGUAUUACUUCAUGGAGAGCUGCGACUACCAGUUCCCCAUGAUCCUCCACCUCAUCUGGAUGUACGGAACCUUCUUCUUCGUGCUCUUCUCCAACUUCUGGAUCCAGGCCUACGUGAAGGGCAAGCGGCUGCCGAAGCAGGGAGCGGAGCAGCGGCCGAACGGCAAGCGCCGCGAGAACGAGGACGGCGCCGACCACGGAGCGAGCAACGGCGCCGCCCACCGCCACGAGAACGGCGGCAGCCAGCUGAGCAAGAUGAAGAAGGCGUGAGCCCCCGCCCACCCCCCCGGUGAACUACUACGGAUUCCAAAGACUGUGUUUCUCUUCUAUUUUUUCCCCCGUUUUAAUCCCACGACUCGGGGGAAAUGACGUGGUCGAUGAUUUCCACAGUCGGCCCUCAAAACCUUCGGUUGCUUUGUCUGUUUGUCGAGCUCGAGUCGGGAAACCAAUUUAUGGAACAUACAUGUAUGAAGAGAAGAUGUUUUUUGACCAAAACAGUAUCUUCACUGAUGAUUGCAAAGAGCUCCUGGUUCAGCGUCACACUGGUAUUCACCUCACAUGCCUUCACUACUUCUCUGACCCCCACGUCGCACUGACCCCCCCCCCCCCCCCCGAUGAUGGAUAACUGUACAGUUUCUAUCAAACUUGAAAAGACUUUUUGUAAAUAGUUUUACAUCCAACAAAAUAACUAAUUUGUAUUGGUUUAGACUUUCUAAAUUUUGUUAUAUUGUGUAUUUAAAAUUUAAAUGCCAAUAAAUUUUUAAUUAUCUUA
Pungitius pungitius (ninespine stickleback) is the source of this 1712-nucleotide messenger RNA. It is a transcript of the gene elovl1b, whose product is annotated as ELOVL fatty acid elongase 1b. Bases 257 to 1210 code for a protein of 317 amino acids. Gene Ontology annotation, biological process: very long-chain fatty acid biosynthetic process; fatty acid elongation, monounsaturated fatty acid; fatty acid elongation, saturated fatty acid. Gene Ontology annotation, cellular component: endoplasmic reticulum membrane; endoplasmic reticulum. The transcript is spliced from 8 exons. Gene Ontology annotation, molecular function: fatty acid elongase activity. The record is from RefSeq and is a predicted model, not a curated record. Lineage: Eukaryota; Metazoa; Chordata; Actinopteri; Perciformes; Gasterosteidae.